AUGGAUCCAGACAAUCAAACCAAAGUGAGCGUCUUCAUCCUUGGGGGUAUACCAAACACUGCCCGGUUUCCCUUUCUCUUCUUCAUCAUCUUCACGGUCAUCUACUCAUUGACAGUGCUAGGGAACCUCCUCAUCCUCGUCACUGUUGUGGUUGAACCUCAUCUUCACGGUCUGCCCAUGUACUUUUUUCUCUGCAAUCUCUCUCUUCUGGACACCUGCCUCUCCUCGGUCACUGUGCCCCAAAUCCUGGUCAGCUUCAUAGCACCUAGCUACAGAGCCAUCUCCUUUGGAGGUUGCGUCCUUCAACUCUACGCCUUCCACUUUCUGGCCAGCACUGAAUGUUUCCUUUAUACUGUCAUGGCUUAUGACCGUUACCUUGCUAUCUGCCGUCCACUGAAUUAUACCACGUUGAUGAACAGAAGAAUUUCCUUGGGACUCGUAACUGGCACGUGGUUGACGGGUUCCUUUCACGCAGCAAUACAUACCAGUCUGACUUUCCGUCUGCCUUACUGCGGUCCUAACCGGGUUAACUAUUUCUUUUGUGACAUACCCCCUGUGCUAAAGCUGGCCUGUGCCGAUAUAACUGUGAAUCAUGCCAUGAUAAGGAUAAACAUUGCCCUGGUGGGCACAGGUUGCUUUCUACUGAUAUGUAUUUCCUACGCCUACAUAGCUUCUGCUAUUUUGAAAAUCCAAACGAUGGAAGGAAGACAUCGGACUUUCUCAACUUGCAGCGCUCAUCUCACUGUAGUGCUACUAUACUAUAGCCCCUCCAUUUUUAUCUACAUGCAACCAGCUUCAAGCCAUGCCAUGUAUGGGAUGCUGGCUGUGUUCUAUGCCAUCAUCACUCCCAUGCUGAACCCAUUUAUAUAUACACUGAGGAAUAAGGAAGUAAAAAGGGCUUUGAGGAAAUUGAUUAUUGGAUGCCUGAUUUCUGAAAAAAAUAUAAGUUUGGGGUACUAA
Molecule: messenger RNA, 960 nt
Organism: Pantherophis guttatus
Lineage: Eukaryota; Metazoa; Chordata; Lepidosauria; Squamata; Colubridae
Product: olfactory receptor 10G7-like
Biological process (GO): G protein-coupled receptor signaling pathway
Cellular component (GO): membrane
Molecular function (GO): olfactory receptor activity; G protein-coupled receptor activity
Source: RefSeq, a predicted model, not a curated record